CACAUUUAUUGAUGCGCAAAAAUAUAGAACGCCGCAUUCCUUCUGCCCACUACUCAAAUGUUCCGAGAUUAGUGGCCCCGAGACAGGCGCCAACAGAAACACCUCGUUGUUACAACUGCUCAGAUUUUGGACACCAUUCAUCACAAUGUACUAAACCUCGUCGAGCCUUGGGUUCCUGCUUCCGAUGCGGCAGUACAUCUCACGUCAUCCGUAACUGUCCCGACGUAGUUAGACGACAACCAACAGCAGCCGCAGUUCAGAGCAACGAAAAUGAGACACCGAAUGUAGAUGACGCGAAUAAUGGAAACGUUCUGCAGCUCGAUGCCUAUCAGGAGUGCUAAAAGCUUCGUCAAUGAAGAUAUAAUUCCAAAAACAAAACUACAUACUCCCAUACCGAGCGGAUUUCGUGGAAUAGGGAAUAGUAACCUUCAAACACUUGGAAACAUUGAAUUACA
Messenger RNA from Anopheles arabiensis, 455 nucleotides. RefSeq names its product protein lin-28 homolog A-like. The record is from RefSeq and is a predicted model, not a curated record. The transcript is spliced from 2 exons. NCBI's taxonomy places the organism in Eukaryota, Metazoa, Arthropoda, Insecta, Diptera, Culicidae. The coding region runs from base 12 to 341 and encodes 109 amino acids. Gene Ontology annotation, molecular function: nucleic acid binding; zinc ion binding.